Seminavis robusta is the source of this 954-nucleotide messenger RNA. The record is from the annotation of a GenBank genome assembly. Lineage: Eukaryota; Bacillariophyta; Bacillariophyceae; Naviculales; Naviculaceae.
AUGACGACUACCGACAUGAGCGAGGACAAGAUGUUGUUGCCUUUAUUCUCUGAGGAAGAUGUUGGGAACAUUCACAAGAUCCUUGGAUUCUCCUGCCUGGGUUCUUUUGCGUACCGAUACUACCACUUGCGAAACGAUGGCAACUUCGGGCCCAACCAUGGCACCCUGGUCUUUUUAGUGCAUCAUUUCCUCUUGCACGUGUCCAGUUUUAUCUUUGCAUUGCCCAAGAGACGAAUUCUCAGUGGGUAUCGAAUAUGGCCUGAAGCUCGACUCCAUGCCAUGGUCUUCACGUGUCGAUCUUUCGCCUUUAUGCUUCUGUUUUUCUAUGAAGACACGUAUCGGACACCCCACCACAAACCACCCUUGCAUUGGAUGAAUCUGGUGAUCAUACUAUGCACGCAUGCUUCUGCUGAUGCUGUUUCCAAUCUACAAGAAUAUCCGUCCAGAACUAUUCGAGAUUUGCAAUUUCCCGCCCUUUGGAAGUGGUUCUUUUCAACUGUUCAAUUUGUGGCUACUGGAGUAUGUCUGGUUGGAGCUAGAAGAUACAAUCCACACUUGAACUUCAUCUUUGUGAUUCAAUUCAAUGCAUUUCUAAUGACGCUAAGAAGACGCGACGUUGCGUCCCAUACAGUUUUAGUCUACGCCUAUGCAAUCAUCUUGAUUGUUGGGGUGGCAAUCACUAUUGCCGACGACAUGAACUCUCAUCUGAUGCAUUCGUCAGCCUGUCUUGGAAUUGCAGCGGCCAUGUUGCGUUUGAACCUGGGCGUGAACAAGUUUGUUCUUUGGACAGGGAUGAGUUUCGCAGUUCAUCAACUUCGGCAGGCCGAUUUGCUCAAAAGCACUGCGUAUUGGGCGGUGGCCCAUGCUCUGAGUUGGGCAGGUGCCAUGGCUCUGGGAUAUUACAAGACGAGCUUGGAUACAAAAUCAUUCACAGCAAAGGCCAAAGCCGUGUGA